Molecule: messenger RNA, 2424 nt
Organism: Trachemys scripta elegans
Lineage: Eukaryota; Metazoa; Chordata; Testudines; Emydidae
Product: deleted in malignant brain tumors 1 protein-like
Exons: 16
Coding region: 1-1638 (545 amino acids)
Cellular component (GO): cell surface
Source: RefSeq, a predicted model, not a curated record
AUGCCAUCCUUACUUGAUGUCAUUAUGUCUGAAAGCCACCACUUCCUGGAACAAUCAUAUCAGAGUAUGGCAUUAUGCAUGGCCACAAAGGAGAGGCCCCAACAGGUAUCAAGUACUUGGAGACAACUGCUAUAUGCCACUGUUCCCAGUGAAACCAGUGCUGAUGGUGUGUCUAGAGGGAAGUUGAAGGAAUGUAGCCAGAGUGCACUGCACUCCGCUUCUUCACAUACCACACAGGAGCCCAUUACUACAUUUCCUGCAUCCAAAACAACAGCUUCUGUGGAUAACACAACACUGAAAAGAGAGAACUCCUUUUCAUUCAUCUCCGCACCGGAGACCACGAGGGCAAUAUUUACCCCAGAAUCACUGACUACACCUAAUGAAGCUUCUGUGGAUAACACAACACCGGAAAGAGAGAACUCUUUUUCAUCCACCUCCGCACCAGAGACCACUAGGGCAAUAUUUACCCCAGAAUCACUGACUACACCUAAUGAAGCUUCUGUGGAUAACACAACACCGGAAGGACAGAAUUCCUUUUCAUCCACUUUCACGCCAGAGAGCACUGGAGCAAUAUCAACCCCACAACCAGAGACUACAGCUAAUGAAGCUAUAGUUACCACACAAGAGACCAGUACAACUAUUCCUCCAGCUACUACACAGGAGCCCAUUACUACAUUACCAACUCCUCCACCUACCACACGAGAGCCCAGUACUUCAACAAUACUCCUUACCACACAGCAGACCAGUAUGACUAUCUCUGACCAUUACAUAGCAUCAGGAGAAACGGCUCCACCUGAUAGUAGUGAAGCACCCAAGACACCUGUGGCACUUACAUGUCUCCCAGAAUACAUGCGUGCAGUCAUUAGAAAAGCCUAUAUCAGGUCAAAAGGCUAUUUUUCAUGGAAUUUUCACUUGAAUGACCCAACCUGUAGACCUAUGGUUACAAAAUCCGAUGUUAUAUUCCAUAUACCUUAUGAUGGCUGUGGUACAAAAAGUAAGGUAAAUAAUGGGACUAUUGACUACUCCAACACAGUCAGAGCAUCCACUUCUGAUAAGUUCAUCACCAGGGCAAAGAGGCCUCAGUUACAUUUCACUUGCAGAAUGAACCAGAGCAUGAUAGUGGACAUCAUGCACAUCGUCAACGAGUCCGACUCUUUAGAAACUGAUGAAACUCAGUAUGGACGAUUCAAUGUGAAACUUUCCUUUUAUGAAGCACCAUCAUUUUCAAGCCCCGUGAAAAUUUUCCCAUACUUUGUUGACCUAAACCAGGACUUAUACAUUCAAGCCACUCUCUACAGCCUUGAUCCAAAUCUGAUGUUGUUUAUAGACACAUGUGUAACAUCUCCUGAUUCCCAUGACUUUACAACUGUGAAAUACGAUUUAAUCAAGAGAGGGUGUGUAAAAGACGAUACCUACACUGCUUACUAUUCAUCAAACAAAAAAAUUGUUCAGUUCCAUUUUAAAGCCUUUCAGUUUUUUAAUGGAUACUCUACAGUUUACCUCCAGUGCAAAAUGGUGGUGUGCAAGGUGUAUGAUACUUCUUCCCGAUGCUACCAGGGCUGUGUAACUAGGACCAAGAGAAAUACAAGUUCUGGCCAGGAAAAUGUGACAGUUGUUGGGCCAGUUAAACUCAAGUAAAAGAAUCCCAGUAACUCAGAUGGGCAUAUUGUCAAUUUAAUGUGAUGUUAUUUCAAUCGCUUUUAACAUAAAAAGGAUUGGUUCAUUGCAUGAUUUCCUGCUGAUGAGCUCUAGUAACAUUUCUACCAGUGUAGCAAACCCUAACAAACAGAGUACUUGAUUAGUGACGGUAUACAUCUGUCUUUACCAUUCCCUAAUUUCAAAUCUGUUGCAUUUACUUCCUAGACAAAUAAAAGCCUAUACUUCUCAUCAAUAAAUAAUCUUGGUUAUAAAAGUAUAGGUGAACCAGAUGAUUGAUUUUCUGAUCUAGACUUCGUGACAACAGAAUCUUCUUAUGUCUAUACAAAUUCCCCCUUUGUUUUACAUCAUACUACCGCUGAAUAGCAUGAGUGUUUAUAGUUUAAGAACAAUUAGCUUAUAUUAUAAUUAUAUAACUAUAUUUUUAUCUCAACUCACAAUGAUUCACUGCUGAGCUUCAUACUUGAAAAGAUGAAAACAGAAGCAUCUGUGUUUAUACUUAUUAAAUAUAGAAUAAAUGCGUUAUGAUGCUUGAAAAUUAUGGAGAUGGACACAUUAAAAUUGCUUAAAGAGAGAGACAUAUGGCAUGUAAAUUCUAAGUUCUGCCUCUAAUUUAAGAGAUUAGGAGCUUCAUGUUUUGUGUCUUGAACUAAAUUGAUAUUGUGACAAAGUUCCUCUUCUAUCUUGGUGGGUCCUGCGCUUAUUGGUGAAUUUGCUUGCCUCCGAGAUUCACCAUGUGGGUUGGGGAACAGCCCAGAGACCUUCCCC